AUGGGUAGUUAUCACCUGUAUAGGUUGCUCGACCAUCACAAAAAUCGCGGAAUUUUUUUCUUCCUUGUUUAUUGUUGGCGCACUGUAUUAUGGGAACUCAGUAAUUGGAAGAAAGCUGCAUUGGCAAUCUUACUCUUCUUCGGUUACUUAUCCAAGCUUGCCCUGGCAUUUGUAUUUCAUUUCAUUGGUGAUCCAAUCACUGGAUUUAUAAGAAUUAUCGAGUCCUCUCUCUAUCUUGUUCGUGACAUCUACUUUAGCAUUAUAGCUUUUGCGCCUGUUCCGGAACUGACAAGAAUUAUCUUAUUUGCAUCAACGAUAUUGGCCAUUGGUGAAGCUGCAGUCCCUGAUUCAGUGAACAGUCAACCAUAUCUUCUCACUUUAGCUGGGAUUGUUGGGUUUGGGGCCGUUAAGGGGGUUAUUCUUGAGCCAUUCUUUUGGUUAUUUCUUGUUGGUAUAUUCUGCUUCUCUCGGUUUAUUAAGAAGAGAGAUAGUACAUCAGCAGCUCUCCCAUCUGCGGCUGUUUUGGCUGCUAUUGGGGAGCCUUGGCUGAGGGGUUUAACUAUGGUUUCUUACCUAGCCCUUGCUAUUGUUUAGAAUUCUAAGUC
Asparagus officinalis (garden asparagus) is the source of this 605-nucleotide messenger RNA. RefSeq lists its product as uncharacterized. Lineage: Eukaryota; Viridiplantae; Streptophyta; Magnoliopsida; Asparagales; Asparagaceae. The record is from RefSeq and is a predicted model, not a curated record. Bases 1 to 594 code for a protein of 197 amino acids. The transcript is spliced from 2 exons.